CAACCCGUGUGCUGCUGGGCCUCUGGCUUUGGUGUGAAGCAGCGCUUCGUUCUCCACUCGUGUCUCCUUCUGUCCGAUCAGUAAAUCAGGUGAGUUAAAGUGAAACUUCCCACCUGAGCUGCUCGGGUAACAUCUAGUGCAGAUUCUGGACUCAUCAAUCUCUGGGUUUCUCCUCCAGUCUCCUGAUUCUGUACAGCUCUCAGAAUGAAACCGGAAUCCAGACGGAGCUCCAGAGGAAAAACUCCACACACUCCUGAUGAUACUGGGUCAAAGAUGCAUCAAUGCUCAGAUUGUGGGAAGAGUUAUACCAAAAGAUAUAUCAAAAUUCACCAGCGGAUUCACACAGGAGAGAAGCCGUAUGAGUGUUCACAGUGUGGGAAGAGUUUUACUCGUAAAACUUAUCUCCAACGACAUGAGCGUGUGCACACAGGAGAGAGGCCGUAUCACUGUGGACAAUGUGGGAAGAGUUUUACUAGUAAAAGUCAUGUCCAAGGGCAUGAGCGUAUCCACACAGGAGAGAGGCCGUAUCACUGUGGACAAUGUGGGAAGAGUUUUACUCGUAAAAGUCUUGUCCAAGAGCAUGAGCGUAUCCACACUGGAGAAAAGCCGUAUCACUGUGAAGAAUGCGGAAAGACUUUUACUCGUAAAAGUAAUGCCCGAGAGCAUAAACGCACCCACACGGGGGAGAAGCCGUAUCACUGUGAACAAUGUGGGCAAAGAUUUACUCACCUAAGGACAUUCCAAGAUCAUCAAUAUAAUCAUACAGGACAGAAACGUUAUCACUGUGGACGUUGUUUACAGGGCUACAACUGGUUAAAUUCAUAUAAGAAACAUAAAUGCCCUGGUAUAAAACCAUGAGAUUUUGUUGUGUCAAAUGGAAAUUUGUUGUUUAUCAAAUAAAACUUUAUUGUUUACUGUCAAA
This is a messenger RNA of Clarias gariepinus (North African catfish), 922 nucleotides long. RefSeq names its product gastrula zinc finger protein XlCGF67.1-like. The record is from RefSeq and is a predicted model, not a curated record. NCBI's taxonomy places the organism in Eukaryota, Metazoa, Chordata, Actinopteri, Siluriformes, Clariidae. Bases 205 to 858 code for a protein of 217 amino acids. The transcript has 2 exons.